Molecule: messenger RNA, 1191 nt
Organism: Chlorocebus sabaeus (green monkey)
Lineage: Eukaryota; Metazoa; Chordata; Mammalia; Primates; Cercopithecidae
Gene: RNASEH2A
Product: ribonuclease H2 subunit A
Biological process (GO): DNA replication, removal of RNA primer; mismatch repair
Cellular component (GO): ribonuclease H2 complex
Molecular function (GO): RNA binding; RNA-DNA hybrid ribonuclease activity
Source: RefSeq, a predicted model, not a curated record
GUUCUGCCCGCGGAUUGGCCGGAAACAGGCGCCGCUGCAAGGCCCGCGGAAAACGCGCGCCGAGACCCGCUCCCGCGGUGUUAGUUCUUGCAGCUGGUGGCGGCGGCCGAGGCGGCAUGGAUCUCAGCGAGCUGGAGAGAGACAACACGGGCCGCUGUCGCCUGAGUUCGCCUGUGCCCGCGGCGUGCCGCAAGGAGCCUUGCGCCCUGGGCGUCGAUGAGGCGGGCAGGGGCCCCGUCCUGGGCCCCAUGGUCUACGCCAUCUGUUAUUGUCCCCUGUCCCACCUGGCAGAUCUGGAGGCCCUGAAAGUGGCAGACUCGAAGACCCUAUUGGAGAGCGAGCGGGAAAGGCUCUUUGCGAAAAUGGAGGAGAACAGGGACUUUGUCGGCUGGGCGCUGGACGUGCUAUCUCCAAACCUCAUCUCUACCAGCAUGCUUGGGCGAGUCAAAUACAACCUGAACUCCCUGUCACAUGAUACAGCCACUGGGCUUAUACAGUAUGCAUUGGACCAGGGCGUGAAUGUCACCCAGGUGUUUGUGGACACUGUAGGGAUGCCAGAGACAUACCAGGCGCGGCUGCAGCAAAGUUUUCCCGGGAUUGAGGUGACGGUCAAGGCCAAAGCAGAUGCCCUCUACCCAGUGGUUAGUGCUGCCAGCAUCUGUGCCAAGGUGGCCCGGGACCAGGCUGUGAAGAAAUGGAAGUUCGUGGAGAAACUACAGGACUCGGAUACUGAUUAUGGCUCAGGCUACCCCAAUGAUCCCAAGACAAAAGCGUGGUUGAAGGAGCACGUGGAGCCUGUGUUCGGCUUCCCCCAGUUUGUCCGGUUCAGCUGGCGCACAGCUCAGACCAUCCUGGAGAAAGAGGCGGAAGACGUAAUAUGGGAGGACUCAACACCCGAGGAUCAGGAGGGACUCAGGAAGAUCACAUCCUACUUCCUCAAUGAAGGGUCCCAAGCCCGUCCCCGUACUUCCCACCGUUAUUUCCUGGAACGUGGCCUGGAGUCAGCAACCAGCCUCUAGCAGCUGCCUCUACUCGCUCUAUCUGCCUCCCCAACCCAGACAUUAAAGUUUUUUAAGGAGAACCGCACGUAGGGGAUGUACUUUUGAGACAGAGGUGAGGUGGGAGUGUGCUCUGCAGCUGGGUCCAGCUAUUGCCUUUUGGAACCUUAAACAGAAUGGGUGUUGGUUGAUU